Molecule: messenger RNA, 895 nt
Organism: Solanum tuberosum (potato)
Lineage: Eukaryota; Viridiplantae; Streptophyta; Magnoliopsida; Solanales; Solanaceae
Product: histone deacetylase 6
Exons: 4
Coding region: 260-742 (160 amino acids)
Molecular function (GO): zinc ion binding
Source: RefSeq, a predicted model, not a curated record
GAAGUCGCUAUUUUUGUAUCCAAUAUCAGUGUAUCCCUAUUUCAACUUCGUUCCUGCCCUUCAGGUAUCAAAAUCCCCAAUUACUUAUCGACAAAAUCGUUUUUGGUUUCUCGAAGAAAUUCUUUUUAAUCAUUAUCGUGGGAGUUUAAACCGAUCUCUAAUUUGUUUGUUAACAAGUGUGCCUGAAAUUCUGAAUGGAUACAGUGGAUUGUAGCUGAUUCCAUCUUCUGAUAGAACCCAAAACCUUAGCAAUAGAUCCAUGGCAACUGGAACUUCUUCAUCGUCUUUACUUCCUAUUGAUGAAGAAGAUGAGAUAUUGAUGCUAUACGGGUCCGAAUCAGGUUGGGUUGAGGCCAAAACUCACUGUGAUCACCUGGCUUCUUUGUCAUCUGAUCUCACCCAUAUUCCAACUCCUGAUACUCCUUGCAACAGGUGCCAACAUCCAGCAGAGAACUGGCUAUGUUUGUGUUGCAAGGAGGUUCUUUGCAGUCGAUUUGUUAAUAAGCACAUGCUCGAGCAUUACAAGCUGACCGAUCACUCUUUAGCCCUCAGCUUUAGUGAUCUAUCAGUAUGGUGUUUCUCCUGCAAUGCGUAUUUAGAUGCCCAAGUUAUAAUGCCGUUGCAGUCUGUUCAUUUCACUGCCUACGUACUGAAGUUUAAUGAGCCUCCACCUUUACGAGCAGUGGAGUGUGUACAUAUUACAGAUAACAGAGCAGACGGUUCUUCUACUUCUGGGAAGUAAUUUUUUCAUCUUCUCUUUGAUGCCUGUGAUGUUAGGCUGUUUAAAAAUUCUCUUCAAACUGAUUUCUCUAUAGGAAAAUGGUUUAGCAAAAACCAAUUUGGAUCAUGGUGUUUUUAUCUAGAUAUUGGCACAUUAACCUCUUAUUUCUGUGCU